This is a messenger RNA of Pseudopodoces humilis (Tibetan ground-tit), 3621 nucleotides long. It is a transcript of the gene MYO19, whose product is annotated as myosin XIX. Gene Ontology annotation, molecular function: microfilament motor activity; actin filament binding; ATP binding. NCBI's taxonomy places the organism in Eukaryota, Metazoa, Chordata, Aves, Passeriformes, Paridae. The record is from RefSeq and is a predicted model, not a curated record. Gene Ontology annotation, cellular component: membrane; actin cytoskeleton; cytoplasm. Gene Ontology annotation, biological process: actin filament organization.
GCUUUAUUUACAGGGGCAGCAGAAGGUGACCAUCACUCUGGCAUUCUCCAGUGUGAUUUGAAUGAAGUAUCCUAAAGGAAAGGCUCUCUCCAGUCUUCCCAUCCACAGGCCUGGACAAGAUGCCAAAGCAGGAAAAUGGCCAAAGGGAAGAUUCUCUCAUCCAGAAUGACCUCAGUGAAUCAUUUGAAGAAGAAGUUAGAGCCUUCCUCGGUGAUGAAGAGAAACUGCAUCUUUUUGACGACCUCACAAAAGUGAAUCCGGUGACAACCAGGACAGUUCUGAAAUGUCUUCAAGCAAGAUACAGAGUCAACCUGUUCUAUACAAAUGCUGGCUGCAGUCUGGUGGCUUUAAAUCCUUUCCAGCCUUUCUCCUGCCUCUACUCACCUGAGCUCAUGAGGGAGUACCACAUUGCACUUUGUCCUCAGGAUUUAAAACCUCACAUCUUUGCAGUGGCUGAGCAAACCUACAGGAAUGUCCAAAAGCAGAUGGACCCUGUGAACCAGUCCAUCAUUGUGAGUGGAGAAAGUGGUGCUGGGAAGACCUGGACCUCUCGCUGCCUUAUGAAGUUCUAUGCCUCUGUUGCUGCCUCAGUUAUCUCCCCAAAAGGCACCAAAACUGUGGAAAGGAUAGAGAGGAGAGUGCUGGAUUCCAACCCUGUCAUGGAAGCAUUUGGGAACGCCUGCACCCUGCGGAAUAACAACAGCAGCAGGUUUGGGAAAUACAUCCAGCUCCAGCUAGACAGAUUCCAUCAUUUGACUGGUGCUUCCAUCCAGACUUUCCUUCUGGAGAAAACAAGAGUUACCUAUCAGGCCCCCAACGAAAGAAACUUCCAUAUUUUUUAUCAGAUCACAAAAGGUGCUUCUGCAGAGGAGAGGCUGGAGUGGAACCUUCCAGAAGGGGCCGAGUACCGCUGGCUGCCAAAUUCUGAAAGUGACUUAGAUGAGGACUGCUUCGAGGUGACCAGAGGGGCAAUGUUCCACCUGGGCAUCGGCCGCGCCACGCAGAGCAAUAUUUUCAAGGUGUUAUCAGGCCUUCUGCACCUCGGGAAUGUUCAAUUCUCUAAUCCAGUGGAUGAAUCUCAGCCUUGUGAACUGGAAGACAAAACCAAAGAGUUCGUGAAGACCACGGGGGAUCUGCUCCAGAUUCCCAUUGAGGAACUCCUGGAAUCUUUAAGGAUUCGAACAAUCACUGCUGGAAAACAGCAGCAAGUGUUCAAGAAGCCAUGCUCCAGAGCUGAGUGUGAGACCAGGAGGGACUGCCUGGCCAAAGUCAUCUAUGCCAAGUUGUUUGAGUGGCUGGUUUUGGUGAUAAAUGAAAACAUCUACACAGAUCCCUCAGUAUGGACCAGCUUUAUAGGUUUGUUGGAUGUUUAUGGGUUUGAAGCUUUCCCUGAAAACAACUUGGAGCAGCUCUGUAUUAAUUAUGCCAAUGAGAAACUGCAGCAGCACUUUGUAGCUCACUACCUGAAGGCACAGCAGGAAGAAUAUGUAGCUGAAGGCCUGCAGUGGUCAUUCAUAAACUACCAGGAUAACCAGAACUGCCUUGAUCUCAUAGAGGGAAAUCCCCUCAGCAUUUUUUCCUUGCUGAAUGAGGAGUGUCGUCUGAACAGACCCUCCAACACUGACCUGUUCCAAACCAGGAUUGAGAAAGCCUUGUCCAGUAAUCAGUGUUUAAGUCGAGAUAAGUUCAGUAAGAAGCCCAACUUUAUCAUUUCCCAUUAUGCUGGCAAAGUCUGCUAUCAUCUGGCAGCAAUGGUGGAGAAAAAUAAGGAUGCUGUUCCACCAGAGCUGGUCCAUGUUUUGCAGAACUCAAAGGACCCUUUGCUUCAAAAAUUAUUUCCUGUGAUGGAAAAGAACCAAAAUAACACCAAAACCCAGAACAGAGCAGCUGUUGUUACAGUGGUGUCCAAGUUCAAGAGCUCCCUGGAACACCUGAUGGAGAUUUUGAGCAGAACCACACCCCAUUACAUCCGCUGCAUCAAGCCUAACGCUGACUGCAAGGCCAUGACUUUCAGGAGAGAAGAGGUUCUCAGCCAGCUCCAGGCCUGUGGAAUAGUGGAAGCCAUCAGCAUCAGUGCAGCAGGUUUCCCAGUCAGGAUCCCUUUCCAAAGUUUCACUGAGCGCUAUGAACUAUUGAGAAAAUCCUGGGGCUCCAGUAAAAAGAGAGUGUGGGAUAAAAGUAACUUUCAUCCUGCUGAGAAAAAAGGUGAGAUUCCAGUGAUGGGUGAUGACAAAGCACCACGUGCUGCUGUUCUGGAGAUCCUUCAGGAUGCUGUUAGGGAACAAACCCCUGCUCAGGAAACAGGGGAUGGAGCAAAAAUCCCCUCGGUCUACUGUGGUGAAACCAAGGUGUUCCUGGCCAAUUCCAUGCUGGAGCUCCUGGAAGCCAGGAGAACAGAGGUGUUAAAUGAGAAGGCAUUUUGCAUCCAGUGCUGUUGGAGAAGAUUUAAAGAGAAGAAAACAGCAAAGAAGAAACGCUCUGCAGCUCUCAUCCAAGCAGCUGUUCGCUCCUGGCUAGCCAAGAGGCGCUUCCAGAGGGUGCGCAAGGCUGUCAGCGUCAUCCAGCGUGGCUGGAGGAAAUGGAAGGCAAAAGCGGCCGCGUUGGCAGCAGCAGAGCUGGAUGAGGGGGAAGGAAAGUUCCCAGCUCCUGGAGCUACCUUGGCCAAAGCUCCCUGUUCUUUGGACACAACGUGGCCUCUGGAGGCAGUUGUGCAGCUCUGGCCCCUGGGCCUGGCGCUGGCUGCUGCCCCUGUCAGUGUGCUGGGGCUGCGGCGGGCGCUGGCGCUGCUCAGCUGCCUCAGGGGACUGCAGGAGGGCUCCAGGGAGGACCUGGGCUGCGGCAUCGCCUCCAUCAGAGCCCUCCCACAGGGCUCUGUCAAGUUCCACUGCAGGAGGUCCCCCCUGCAUUUUGCCAACGUCAGCCCCCACACCAAGGCGUUUUCAGUCACAGGAUUCAACCAGAUCCUGCUGGACAGAGAGGAGCUGCUGCCCACUUAGCUCUGCCCCCUGAGCUCUGCCCCCUGGCCUUGCCCUCCAGGGAGAGCUCUCUGCAAGCUGCUGCUUUCAAAUCACUCAGCAUCCACUUCUGCUGCUACCUCAGAGCUUCCACAGCGCUGCCUCGCACGUACAACGUGAUGGCUAAUUCAGCAUAACACACGUGAUAAUAAUACACAUUAAAUUAACUUCAGAGUGUGUGGGGGCAGCUCCUCCCCCCUACACUUUACAGGAAAUAUCAACACUAUGGGAACAAAUCAAUUCCAACAGAUCAGGUGCUUGAAGCAAUGAAUACUUGAACUGAAUGCUGCUGGCACUGCCUGUGUGAGCCAGAGGCUGCCUGUCAGAGAGCAAAUAAUGCAAAUAAAUAUUCCUGAUUCCUGCUGGAUUCUCAGAGGUGCAACCGUCCUGACCGACCACGAGUGUCCCCAAGGGAGUGAGGAGCAGCCAGCUGCAGCACUAAGGGCAGAUGUCUCAGGGAAAAGCAAGGCUGGGCUCUUGUUUUUAUCUACAGGACCAAAAUUUGUGAGCUCUCACAGCUGCCAGGUGUCUGCAGAGCUCCCCAAACAGCACCACCCUGCCCAGGGGUGCUCUGUACCCUCCCUUUGUUGCUCAUGGAUCUUGAAAC